Nematolebias whitei (Rio pearlfish) is the source of this 6141-nucleotide messenger RNA. It is a transcript of the gene heatr5b, whose product is annotated as HEAT repeat containing 5B. Gene Ontology annotation, cellular component: membrane; endocytic vesicle; Golgi apparatus. NCBI's taxonomy places the organism in Eukaryota, Metazoa, Chordata, Actinopteri, Cyprinodontiformes, Rivulidae. The record is from RefSeq and is a predicted model, not a curated record. The transcript is spliced from 35 exons. The coding region runs from base 1 to 6141 and encodes 2046 amino acids. Gene Ontology annotation, biological process: endocytosis; retrograde transport, endosome to Golgi; intracellular protein localization.
AUGGAGCUGGCCCACAGUCUGCUGCUCAACGAAGACGCUUUGGCUCAGAUCACUGAAGCGAAGAGGCCCGUCUUCAUCUUCGAAUGGCUUCGCUUCCUGGAUAAAGUGCUCGUGGCAGCAAAUAAGGUGGACGUGAAGGAGAAGCAGAAGAAGCUGGUGGAGCAGUUGACGGGACUCAUCAGCAGUUCCCCGGGUCCACCGACCAGAAAACUUCUGGCCAAAAACCUGGCCGCUCUCUACAGCAUCGGUGACACCUUCACUGUUUUCCAGACUCUGGAUAAGUGCAACGAGAUCAUUAAAAGCAAGGAUGACACUCCUGCGUACUUGCCAACAAAACUCGCUGCGGUGGCAUGUGUCGGAGCUUUUUAUGAGAAGAUGGGCAGGAUGUUGGGAAGCUCCUUUCCAGACACGAUUAAUAAUCUAAUGAAGGCUCUAAAGAGUGCAGAGUCCCAAGGUAGAGGAGAGAUCCUCCUCAGCUUGCAGAAGGUGUUGAGUGGACUGGGUGGAGCUGCAGCUUCAUGUCACAGAGACAUCUACAAAAACGCUCGCUCUUUGCUCACCGACAGAUCUAUGGCUGUACGCUGUGCAGUAGCUAAGUGCCUGUUGGAGCUGCAGAACGAGGCGGUGUUCAUGUGGACAACAGAGCUGGAGAACAUGGCCACGUUGUGUUUCAAAGCCUUGGAAGGAUCCAACUACGGGGUUCGGGUAGCGGUGGCCAAACUCCUGGGUACCGUCAUGGCCACCGCCCUCAUGCCCAAACAAGCAGCAGUGAUGCGUCAGAAUGUGAAGCGGGCGACCCUGAAUGAGGUUCUGGAGCUGAUGGCCACGGGGUUCCUCCGUGGCGGAUCCGGCUUCCUGAAGAGCGGAGGGGAGAUGUUAAAGGGGGGCGGCUCUGUGAGCAGGGAGGUGCGAGUGGGUGUCACACAGGCUUACGUCGUGUUCGUCACAACGCUCGGCGGUCAGUGGCUCGAACGCAACUUCGCCACAUUCCUGUCCCACGUUUUGGACCUGGUGUCUCACCCGCGGGCCACGCAGACGCACGUCGAGGCGGUGUACUCGCGCCGCUGUGUCUCCUUCAUGCUGCGCGCCACCCUGGGGGGACUGCUCGGAGAGAAAGCCCAAAUUGCGGCCGGCAAAGAAAUCUGCCAAGCCAUCAGCAAGCAAAUGAGGGCUGUGGAGGCCGUGGUGAACGACAUCAGCGGUGAGAACAAGGCCGGGGGAGCGGACGUCUCUGCCAGCCAGCAUGUGAUGGUGUGUGCCCUGCAGGAGCUGGGGAGCUUAGUUCAGAGUCUGAGCGCCACGGCCUCCCCACUCAUCCAGGAGCCUUCUGUUGGACUCCUUGAAACUGUGACCUCAGUUCUGCUCCACCCGAGCAUGGCAGCCCGUUUGGCGGCUGCCUGGUGUCUCCGCUGCGUCGCCGUGGCUCUGCCAUACCAGCUGUCCCCGCUGCUGGACCGCUGUGCCGAGAGACUCAACAGCCUAAAGAGCUCACCCGAAGCCGUGAGCGGCUACAGCUUUGCAAUGGCGGCGCUGCUGGGAGGCGUCCACCAGUGUCCUCUGGGCAUCCCUCACUCCAAGGGCAAGCUGGUUGUGACCAUAGCCGAAGACCUUCUGCGUACAGCUGCUCAGAACAGUCGGCUGUCCCUGCAGCGCACGCAGGCCGGCUGGCUGCUGCUCGGAGCCCUCAUGACUUUAGGUUCCUCACUCGUUCGCUACCACCUCCCCAAAAUGCUGCUGCUGUGGAGAAACGUGUUCCCUCGCUCCCAGAAGGAGCUGGAGGCAGAGAAGGCCAGAGGGGACUCCUUCACCUGGCAGGUGACCCUGGAGGGUCGAGCCGGGGCUCUGUGCGCCAUGCGCAGCUUUGUGGCUCACUGUCCAGAGCUUCUCACCGAGGAUGUGAUCCGCAGACUGAUGUCGCCCAUUGAAUGUGCCAUGACCAUGAUGUCUCAAGUCCCUGCCAUCAUUAAGGUCCACGGGGCGCACCUGAAAGCAAGCGCGGCGAUGGUGAGGCUCCGGCUGUACGACAUCCUGGCGCUCUUGCCUCCCAAGACGUAUGAAGGCAGCUUCAACGCUCUCCUGAGGGAGCUGGUGGCGGAGUUUACCUUGACCGACAACUCGGCCAACACCACCACCUCCCUGCUGCGCUCUCUGUGUCACUAUGACGACAGCGUGCUGAUGGGCUCCUGGCUGCAGGAAACGGACCACAAGUCCAUCGAAGAUCAGCUGCAGCCCAACAGUGCUUCUGGCAGCGGAGCUCUGGAACACGAUCCCUCGUCGAUCUACCUGCGAGUUCCCGUCGGCGAGGCCAUCCCAGGACCGCUGCCUUUGGGCGUGUCGGUCAUUGACGCUUCGGUGGCUCUGUUUGGUGUGGUUUUCCCCCACGUCUCCUUCAAACACAGGCUGCAGAUGCUCGACCACUUCGCAGAGUGCAUAAAGCAGGCAAAAGGAGUUCGGCAGCAGGCCGUCCAGCUGAACAUCUUCACUGCGGUGCUCAGUGCCCUCAAGGGUUUGGCUGAGAACAAGAGCACUCUGGGCCCGGAGGAGGUGCGCAAGUCGGCCCUGGCCCUGGUGAUGGGAGCGUUAGACAAUCCCAACCACAUCUUGCGCUGCGCUGCAGGAGAGGCCCUGGGCAGGAUGGCUCAGGUGGUGGGAGAGGCCACCUUCAUCGCCCGAAUGGCACAGACCAGCUUCGACAAACUGAAGUCGGCCCGUGAUGUCGUCUCUAGGACGGGCCACUCGUUGGCUCUUGGCUGUCUGCAUCGAUACGUUGGAGGAAUCGGGUCCGGCCAGCACCUAAAGACCAGCGUCAGCAUCCUGUUGGCUCUCGCUCAGGACGGGUCGUCUCACGAGGUCCAGACAUGGGCUCUGCACUCUCUGGCUCUGAUCGUGGACUCUAGUGGCCCCAUGUACAGAGGCUAUGUGGAGCCCACGCUCUCCCUGGUGCUCACCCUGCUCCUCACCGUGCCUCCUUCUCACACAGAGGUUCACCAGUGUUUGGGCCGCUGCUUGGGAGCUCUCAUCACCACGGUUGGACCUGAGCUGCAGGGAAAUGGAGCCACCGUUUCCACCAUCCGCUCCUCCUGCCUGGUCGGCUGUGCCAUCAUGCAGGACCACUCUGACUCACUGGUCCAGGCGGCCGCCAUCUCCUGUUUGCAGCAGCUGCACAUGUUCGCUCCUCGCCACGUGAACCUGUCCGGCCUGGUGCCCUGUCUAUGUGUGCACCUGUGCAGCUCUCACCUGCUGCUGCGUCGUGCUGCGGUGGCCUGCCUCAGACAGCUCGCCCAGAGAGAAGCUGCAGAGGUCUGCGAGUACGCCAUGAGCUUGGCGAAAAGAGCAGGAGACAGCAAAGACAGCUCAACUAUCAAUCUGAACAUCACCGAGACCGGUCUGGAGGGCGUUCUGUUCGGCAUGCUGGAUCGGGAGACAGACAGGAAGCUGUGCUCUGACAUCCAUGACACUCUGGGUCACAUGUUGUCGUCUCUUGCUGUGGAAAAACUUUCCCACUGGCUGAAACUUUGCAAGGAUGUUCUCGCAGCAACUACAGAUGUUGGGGGAGCCGUCACCUUUGAGGUAGAGAAGGACGAAGAGGACUCUGAGAAAAAGGACGAGAUGGACGAUGACACCAUGUUCACAGGCCUGGGAGACGAUGACAAGUCCAAGCCGUCGGUGGCGCCGCGGUGGGUGACGCGGGUGUUCGCCGCAGACUGCUUGUGUCGGAUCAUCCUGUUGUGUGAGAACGCAGACAAGCUGCACUUUGACCUGGCAGCCGCCCGCUCCGCUAAAGCCAAGAACCCCAAAGGGGAUCUGUUGGUGCUCCAUUUGUCCGACCUCAUCCGUAUGGCCUUCAUGGCAUCCACAGACCACAGUAACCAGCUGAGGAUGGCCGGUCUACAGGCCCUGGAAGACAUCAUUAAAAAGUUUGCAUCAGUACCAGAACCUGAGUUCCCAGGACACGUUAUUCUUGAGCAGUAUCAGGCCAAUGUGGGAGCUGCCCUCAGACCUGCGUUUUCACACGAUACACCGUCUGACAUUACGGCUAAAGCAUGCAAGGUUUGUAGCACGUGGAUCGGCAGUGGCGUGGUCAGCGAUCUGAAUGACCUGAGACGAGUCCACAACCUGCUGGUGUCCUCGCUGGACAAGGUGCAGGCUGGGAAGAGCUCCUCCAGUCAGCUGUACAGUGAGAGCGCCACCACCAUGGAGAAGCUGGCUGUGCUGAAGGCGUGGGCGGAGGUCUACGUGGUGGCGAUGAAGGUCAAGAAAGAGGCGGAGUCUAAGCCCGCCAAACCGGUCGGAAGAGAGGACGAGGAUGAGGACGAAGAGGACCUGGGCGCUGACGUGCUUCCUCCUGACAGUCUCAUCACUUUAGUGCAGCCAGAGCUGCCGUCGCUGAGCCGCCUCUGGCUGGCCAUGCUGCGGGACUACGCUCUGCUCACUCUGCCCGCAGAGUUCUCAAGUCAGCUGCCGCCUGAAGGUGGAGCUUUUUACACCCCAGAGACGAUAGACACAGCGCGGCUCCACUACCGCAACUCCUGGGCCCCGGUCCUGCACGCCGUGGCCCUCUGGCUGAGCAGCACCGGGUUUGGAGCAGGCGAAGAUCAAGAGGACGUCUCUUCGGCUCCCUCCAAGUCUCCUGAAGGCUCCUCCAAAACGAGGACUUUCGAGGAGUCGGUCAACGACCGGAUGCAUCUUUUGUUGGGUGUCAGUAUCGAGUUCCUCUGCUUCCCCCGACCCGAGGAGCCCAUCGAACACGUGAUGUCCUGCCUGCAGGCGCUGUCCACGCUGCUGGAAUCUCCGUGGGCUAAAAAACACAUCGCAGAAGACCAGUUGCUGGCGGUGGAGCUCCUGAACGUGCUCCACAGGUUGCUGCUGACCCGGGACCCCCCCGGUGUCCAGCUCCAGGUCACCACUGUCGUUCAGGAGACCAUCAGGGCUGCACAGGACCAUCUGCAGCAACUGAGAACCCGCAGAGGCAAAGAGGAAGAAGGGGAAAAAGACUGUCAGCCCGUCCUCGGGGAAGGGGGGGACACGGGGGAGCUCGUCCCCGGCAAGUCUCUGGUGUUCGCGGCCAUGGAGCUGCUGGUCUUCCUCGUGGUCCGCCACGUGCCGCAGCUGAACUCACGAGUGAAGGAGUCGCCCAGCCAUGCGCCGCUCCGGCCUCAGAGGCUGCCGGAAGGAAGCGCACGCCUGGUGGCGAACACCAUCUCCAUCUUGGCAGAGCUGCCGUCGCUCUGCUCUCCUGCUGGAGGCAUGACCAUCCUGCCCACAGUGCUCUUCCUAAUCACCGGGGUUCUGAGGGAAACGGCGAUCAAAACAGCCGACGCCUCUGUGCCCGUUCCGGUAUCGGCUGCGCUUCAGGGCAUCAAAACCAUCAUCACCUCACCGUUGGCCCGGGCCGAGAGCAUCCAGACGCAGUGGACCGGCCUCGUGAGGAGCAGCCUGGCAUCCGCGCUCGAGUACUCGCAGCCGGACGAGUCCAGACCUGACAUGGACGAGGUCAGCAUGUUGACUGCGAUCACGCUGUUCCUGCUGUCAGCCAGCGGUGAACUGGUCGGAGUGAUGGUCCUGCAGAACGGCUGCAUGGACCGGUUCCGAAACGCCCUGAACUCCAGCGACCCCUGGGUUCAGGCCCGGUGCUACCAGCUGCUGCUGUCGGUGUUCCAGCACGCCAACCGAGCCCUCUCCACGCCUUACAUCCACGCCUUGGCGCCGCUCAUGGUGGAGAAGCUGAAGGCCGUGGAGCGCAGUCGGCCGGGGACCGCCGCCGAGCUGCAGGCCGUGCAGGAGGGCAUCAGGGUCCUGGAGAAUCUGGUCAGCAUGGGCGAAGAGAAGAACCGUGUGCAGCUGCUGGCUCUGCUGGUCCCGACGCUCAUCUCCUACCUUUUGGAUGAAAACGCCAUCUCCUCCGCCCCCCAAGUGUCUAAAAGCCUGCACGAGUUCGCCCUUCAGAACUUGAUGCGGAUCGGACCUCUCUACCCAGCUGCCUUCAAGAUUGUAAUCGGCGCCGCGCCUGAGCUUAAAACCCGUCUGGAGUCUGCGAUACGGGCCAACCAGGCUAGCAGCAAAGCUAAAGCUGCAGCGAGGCAAGCUCAGCCCGCCGUGCCGGCUGCACCGACGAUCAAACUCAAGAAAAGCUUCUUCUGA